Messenger RNA from Salvelinus fontinalis (brook trout), 1696 nucleotides. Its product is annotated as cilia- and flagella-associated protein 251-like. The record is from RefSeq and is a predicted model, not a curated record. Bases 349 to 1017 code for a protein of 222 amino acids. NCBI's taxonomy places the organism in Eukaryota, Metazoa, Chordata, Actinopteri, Salmoniformes, Salmonidae. The transcript is spliced from 2 exons.
GUCAGCAGAUGGCGGUGUGCGAUUUUAAGGCAAUGCUGUUAGUGUGACGUAUAAUCUAGUGGACGGAACGCAAUGCUGUUAGUGUGACGUAUAAUCUAGUGGACGGAACGCUUCUUUCAGCAGCAGCAACAUUUAGUCAGACACCUCCGUAGCUUCCUAGCCAAAAUAGCCAAACCCAUAAAGCUCUUUAGAAGAUUUAGUGUAUAUUAGCCACUGUAUUUUAAACCCUCUUCUGUCGUCUAGUUAGUAAGUUAUCCUAUUCCAUUUCAUAUUUACGUUGUUGUAGUUAUUAUUCAGCUGGCGGGCUGGUUAAAUUAGCAUUAGCCUAGCUAGCUAACAUCUCAGACCAUGAGUUCACUAAAUUACUCUCUUCCUGCUGAAGAAGAGACGGUCUGCUGGACGGAGAAAGAAGCUCUCAUCAAAGAGGAGGAGGAAGAGAAGGAUGUUACAAUACAAAAACAAGUAGAGGGUGAGGCUGUUACAGGGAAAGAAGAGAAAGACGUUACAGUGAAAGAAGAGGCGUUCAGAGUGAAAGAGGAGGAGGGUGUUACAGUAAAAGAUGAGGAGGUUUCAGUUUUUGAAGUGAAAGCGGAGGAGGGGGAGAAUACGGUCAAAUCAGAAGAAGAGGAGGAGGAAGAGGAGACUGUUACAAUACAAAAACAAGUAGAGGGUGAGGUUGUUACCCUGAAAGAAGAAGAGAAAGACGUUUCAGUGAAAGAAGAGGAGGAGGGGGAGAUUACGGUCUCAUCGGAAGAAGAGGAUGAGGAAACUGGAUAUCUGGGCCCGAUUUCCCAAACGCAAUUUAAGGCAUCCAGUGGUUCUAAAGAUGAACUUAGCCAUAAGAUGGUUUUGAGAAACCGGGCCGUGAUUACCACUGCCCAUCCAGAAGAGAAUAAACUCUUCCCGAUCUACCUCCUCCUGCCGGCCUUCAUACAUUCUGACGUUGCUGGUAAUCGGCUACACAAGCAGUGUGCAACCUACAUUUGGAGUGCAAAUGUAUCUUACCAUUUCUACUGAUCUGGUGCCAGUUAUGAUUUUCAUAUGUUCAUUUUACUGGAACAGUUUAAUUUAAUUUAUAAUAGUAUCUCAAAAUCAUUGUCUGUGAUUAAUCUACAUUCUAUCUAAAUGAAAAUUAUACAAAUCUAAAAGUAACUUUUAUUGCCAUUGCCAACUAUGUAAAAAUAGCCUACAAAUAAAAACAUUGCAAAUAAAUGUCCUAUAAAUCGCAUGGCCUGUCUAAAACGGACUUGAAACAUUGUAUAAAAUAUUCUGGGCCCUCAGUUUCCCGUGCCUGUGAGUUCUCGACCGACACAGCUGUAGGCUAUUUGUGAAAGGGAUAAGAAGUAAUCAGGUGUUUUGACAUUUCCACUGGAUCAGAGCAUUACGUUUUUCCCUUUUGUGCCGAGUGGUUAUCGAAAGGGUGAGAGCUGGAAAUAUUUUACAAAUACUUUGAGGAGUUAUUCUCAUUUGCAAUUGAUUUUGAUUAGACUUUGUUUACUUGCUGUUUGAGGUGAAAAAACAAUUUGCUUUGAGAAGCUCCACAACUCAUUAGUGGUUCAGCGUUAAGACAAUCAGAAAUACUAUCAGACAUCCCCAAAUGGGCACAUUUAUAGAUCUACAUUUGUGCUCAGGACAGGUAGACUAGUCCUACUUCUAUAUGUGUAACCAGGUAGACUAGUCCUCCUGCUAUAUGUGU